CAAUUCGUGGCAGUGCUGCCAACAUUUACCAAGCAAAAAGUCAUUCGCGCGCCCAGGAGCUGAAAAACCAAAACAAAUAACAAUAAUUCGUGCACACCGGUGUGGAAAAUGGCAAAAUUCACGAGAAUUAAUGAACCAUCGUCAAGUUUGAAUGAAGAAGAGAAAGCAUCCUUGGAGGCAAUACGUUGUUUGGCAGGAGAAUUAGAGAAUCACAAAGGAGUUUUGGAGAAUCUAAUCGAAGAGUGGAAAACUUCAUAUAGAAGACUCAAAGAUUUGCUAAUCCGGAGAAAUAUAAUUCGAGAGCCUGUACCUGGUGAAAAUAUCUUUCCUGCCUCCAUAAAUUCACAUGUUCGCAACACUUUAGCUGUGGAAAUUGUGAAAUUGAUUAAUCACUUGGAAGACAUUCUAGAUAGUUAUAGAAAAUCCCUCGAUAGAGUGGAAACAGCUUCAAUGGAUAUUGAAAGACGAAUCUGCACACUUCCGGAGGAAGAUGAAAAAUACUUGCUAAGGAUUUUUAGUAACAUACUCAAUUCUCUUCGGACAAUCAUACCCCAAAGCCAGAGCUGUUACAUAAAUUUGGGACACAAUUUAGCAGCUAUGUGGAAUGACAAAGCAACUCCUCAAUCAUUGCCAGAGUUGCCUGGAAUUUAUGUUUGGGAUGAAUCGAAGGAGCUUUCGGGGAUUUUGCGUCAAAUCAAUGAACUUCUCUGCCAAUGUCACGGAGAAUUGCUAAUGUGGAGGGCCCAAAAAGGACCUUUUGUACUUUGACAUGCCGAGAGCAAUAAGGACGAUGUGGAGAAAUUUUUUGAUAUGAAAAGGUACAUAAGGAGAGGAAUGUUAGAAAAGAGCGCAUGAUUUAUCGAUCCGUAGGAGCUUUCAUGCGCGGCCAUUCUCACGCUCACCCGAGAACCUUUCGAGAGAUUUCACGCAUUUUCAGAAUUAUUUUGGCCUCUGUACCUGUUGGUAGAUUUUUAAAAAUUAAAUAUUUUCAAAAUCACGCAAUUUGCAAGGAAAGAAACUCACCGAAAAAAGAUAAUAAACUAAAAGUGCCCAAAAGUGUGUUUAAUUUCUCUUAGUUUGUGGCCUAAUCAUAAAAGUUACCUUCUUUGAGAUUUCAUUGAAACAUUUCGGGACGAAAAGUUGAAUGGAAAAUGUGAAUUUUCUUAUUAUUUCUCAUUUACAAGGAAGGUGAAUGUGAAAAAUAGUUUUUUUUCCCAAAUAUUUUUCCAACAUUUCCCACAGAAAGUUUUUCAGUGCCCCCAAAUUGUGUGGGAGUUACCAAAAAGGAGCAACGACGUGUGGAGGUGCACUGAAACAAUUUUUUUUGCAAAAUUCACCCCACAACACGCCUGAAUCCCAAAUGAGGGGGUUGCAAAGUAUUGGAGGAAGCACAUAAAAGCACAAUAGUAUUUGCGUAAAAAGGAACAACGCAAAGGAAGCGCACACAUACGGCAUCAUCCCUGCACAUUAUUUGCACACAAGAAACCCAUAAUUUGCACCAAGAGCACCGCGUGUGAAUCGUGGCAUCUUUUUUCAUUUUUUUGUAGUUCAUUUUCCCUUUUCUUUCUUUCGCGUCUCAUCCCUCUCAAAAAACGGCAAAUAUUUCGCAUUAAAAAGGCAAAAAGUAGAGAGCUAAAAGAAUGGCCAACACAGCACACUUAUUUCGUAGACAAAGCUCACGCGACUUGGCGCCAUCAUCACCCAGAACUUUGGAUAAUUUAGAAUUAAAGGAGCUACGUGGACGUCUCGUAAGAGCUGAAAAUGGUUCAAGGAUUUCAAUGUAUGGCGCCACAAAUCAGGCAUUUCAGUCUGAUACAAAUGACCCGCAACCAAUUCUGCCUGAAAUUAAGGAGGCACCCAAUGAGGUACCCGUGGAACAGGAUAUUUGCCCGGAAAAACCAGAAGAUGAGCGUGAAAGUUGGGAUAGUAAACUCACCUUUCUCCUCGCAACAAUUGGGUAUGCCGUUGGGCUUGGGAAUGUUUGGCGUUUUCCAUAUUUGGCGCAAAAAAAUGGUGGUGGUGCCUUCCUUGUGCCCUACUUCAUUAUGCUCGCCGUCCAGGGGAUACCGAUCUUCUACCUGGAACUCGCAAUAGGGCAGCGCCUGCGAAAGGGUGCCAUUGGUGUGUGGCAGCAGGUGUCCCCAUAUCUGGGUGGCAUUGGUCUCUCAUCGGCUGUUGUGAGCUACGUUGUGGCGCUCUACUAUAACACAAUCAUUGCGUGGUGCCUCAUCUACUUCCUCCACAGUUUCGAGUCUCCACUACCAUGGGCAGAAUGUCCGAAGCGUUUGUACAAGAAUUUCACCUACGAUCUCGAGCCUGAAUGUGUGAGCUCAUCCCCAACUCAGUACUAUUGGUAUCGUUCAACACUGAUGUCCUCGCCGAGUGUAAAUGAACCCGAGGUGUUCAAUUACAAUGUAGCUAUUGCACUGCUACUAGCAUGGUUUCUUGUGUACAUGUGCAUGGUACAGGGGAUCACUGAAUCCUCAAAAGUCGUCUACAUUACGGCUAUUUUCCCCUAUGUUGUCCUCAUUAUUUUCUUUUUUCGCGGCAUAACGCUCAAAGGAGCGGGUGAUGGGUUAAAGCAUCUCUUUACACCACGCUGGGAAACAUUGGCUGAUCCUGUGGUAUGGCUGGAGGCGGGUACACAGAUUUUCUUCUCACUGGGACUCGCUUUUGGUGGAUUAAUUGCAUUCAGUUCCUACAAUCCAGCCAACAACAAUUGCUAUCGUGAUGCACUUCUUGUGUCCAUCACAAAUUGCUGCACCUCCAUGUUUGCUGGUGUUGUGGUAUUUUCCGUGAUUGGUUUCAAAGCAACAGCUACAUUUGACAAAUGCAUGGAGGAGAAGACUAGCCUAAUAGCACUCAACAAAACCACCGAUUUACCAGUAUGUGACCUCCAAAAAGAAUUAGACAAUAGUGCAUCAGGAACUGGCUUGGCUUUCAUAAUCUUCACCGAGGCAAUAAAUCAAUUUCCAGGAGCACAACUCUGGGCUGUCCUGUUCUUCCUUAUGCUCUUCACAUUGGGUAUUGAUUCACAAUUUGGUACCCUGGAGGGUGUUGCAACGUCCCUCGUUGACAUGAAACUCUUUCCCAAUACAUCCAAGGAAGUUAUUGUUGGGACACUCUGCUUCACCUGCAGUGCCAUCUCCAUGGUGUUUGCACACGGAGGUGGAAGUUACAUUUUCCAACUUAUGGAUAGUUUUGCUGGCAAUUUCCCACUCCUCAUCAUUGCCUUCUUUGAGUGUAUCUCCGUGAGCUAUGUGUACGGGAUUAAGCGUUUUGCUGAUGACAUUGAAUUAAUGACUGGAUCACGUCCUGGACUGUAUUGGAUGAUCUGCUGGAAGUAUGUCUCACCACUGGCAAUGAUGAUCAUUCUCACGGCAUCAUUUUGCGAUUUGGCACUCAAAGGAAGCAACUACCCGGCUUGGAAUAGUUUAAAAGGUGCCACAGAGUCCCUAGAAUGGCCACAUUGGUGCAUUGCCAUUGCCAUAAUCCUCAUUCUGUCUUCUGUCCUUUGGAUACCUGUUGUGGCUAUCUGUAGACUCUUGGGAAUUACUAUAAUUGAAGAAACAGAUCCCGCAUGGUUUCCAGUCAAUGAACUCCGUGAGGUGCAUGGGAUUGUCCCCGUGGAACCCACACCAAUUGAACGUUCGCUCUUUUGCAUUCAACCCGAUGGUUCUGAAGGACUCUGCUGUCCAACGUAUUCCCUGCGCGAGGAAGCACUCGAGGAGGAGGAAGAGUAAUCCUGCAAAAUCCGGCAUUUACAGCAAUUUCUUCUGUGAUUUCGACGAGAUUGUGUGUAAAAACUCUAUAGGAUCUCUAGGUAAGAUCUAGGAUCUAGGAUCUAGACUGGAUACAAGAGAAUAUAUAAAUAUGGCAAUAUAUUGCCAUGCAAUACCGGCUUGAUUAGAAAAUUAAUAUAAUUAAUAUUGUGUCACUAAUGAAGGUGAAAGAAAAAACAACAAGAAUAUACUAAAACAGUCAUAUCAAAGAAAGAAGAAAAACCAUAUCCAAUAGUACUUUUUCGUGACUUCAGUUUGGAAAGUAAAACUUUUUUCAACACUUCCUCUUCAAAGACUGAACAAAUAAAAUGUUAAUAGUAGGAUUGCAAAAAAAAAAACAAGUUCUCACCACAAUAUUUGUGAAGUCUCCGAAAAGUCUUCACUAUUCUACUCAACUUUACUUUCCUUCAUCAAUAUUCAAUACGAAAGAGUAAUAAAUUUAUUUCGCUAAAAUAUAAAUCAAAUAAAUUAAAUUGCAAUUCAAUUGACGCCGUCUCAAGGAAGUUACUUCAAGUUCAAUGGCGCUAACGGCAGAGGACAUUACAUACCGAGUGCAUAGUGCCACAGAAGAUUAUAAUAAAUAAUUUUCAAAUGUGAUGAGAGUAAAAUAUAUUAACGUUAUUUAAAAAAAAAAGAAUUACAAUCAUAUAAGGGACGAUGAAUUCAUAAUAAAUCGAAUUAAGCACAUUUCAAAGAAAAUUGUGCCGUUAACAGAAAAAAGAUCGCAUGGAAUAUAAAAGAAUACAUUUAAAAAUGUAAGUAGAAAAAUUAAGGAAAUUCACUUGAAAAGCGUAAGAUUGUACGACGUAAUGAUCCUUCAGUGCAAAGGUUCUUCAUGUCAUAUCUCAUCAAACUCUUUUCAGACAAAAAAUUAACAUUAUGAGUGUUGUAAUAGAUAGUUUUUAGAGAAAAUAGAAAAUCGUUUUUAAAUUUUUUUUGCGUUGACAUGACAAUAGUUGUUGCAGAAAGUGAUUUGAAAAAAAAUUCUUAUCAAUAGAGGAAGCCUAAUUAUAUGCAUAGUUGCAUUUUAUGAAUUGUCUUAACAUAAAAAAAUUAUCACUUUAUAUGUUGUAAAUAAUCUAUAUGAUCCUUUAGAUGUUUACAAUACUAAAGGGACCUAUGAUAUGCCUAUUCAUGUUGAGUAUUUUCUGUUAACAUUAGAAAAUAACCAAAUAAACAAAUCAAUAAUAAAUUGUAAUAAAAUAUGGCUUAAAAAUGAGGAUUGUUUAAAAUAUCUUUUGAAAAGGCUUAAAAACAAUUCCCUUAAUUUACAUUCAAGACGUUAACAUACUUUUGGCAAUUUAAUACUUCCGAUUUUCCCUUAUUUAACAAUAGUUAUUAGAUUUAGAAUUUAAAAUAAUUAGGCUCCAAUAUUCAUACUGGUUUACUGGGUUUACUAUUCGAAUUCACUUUAAUUUUUCUUCUCAAAUUCAUUCAAGGAAGAAGUUUCUUCAACAAUAAAUAAAUAAUUUAAUUUAUAAGGUUUUUUUAGAUGUUAUUUUCAUUCAAAUUUCAUAAAAAAUCAAUCAAAAAGAAUUCCUUAUAAUUCAUUUAGCAAUAAAAAUAAAAUUUAUUCGAGUUCCGAAUUUAUGUCCUGAACUAAACAUGCCCUAAAAUAAUAAUCUUUGCCUUACUUUUUAAGAAUAUUCAUUUUAGCUAUUUUUUUUUUAAAUUGCAAAGGAACUUUAAAUAAUUCGUAUGAAUUGAAAAAAAAAUUAAAGUGAAUUUAAUAGAUUUUAUAUAACACACUCCACCGAACUUUUAGACCAUCACCAAAACCGGAAGUGAACAAAAGAUGUCAAUAUGUGUAUUUAUUCCUAUUAUUCACAGAAAAUAGAAGAAAACUAUCUAAUUGUUGUUAAAGAAAAUUCAAUUGAGUGCAUUGCGCGGAUGAAAGUAUAAAGGUUAAAAUGAAAUUAUAUUAAAAAAAAAAAGAAAUAUUAUUCAUGUUCUUAAAAUUAUGACAAUAAAAUGUUGCUUCUGUAUUUCCUGUUUAACAAAAAAAAUGAGAACAUGGCAACAUUAUACAGAAUAAAGGAUGUUCUAAAUUUUUGCGCAAACUUUUAGUGUGUCGC
Messenger RNA from Lutzomyia longipalpis, 5857 nucleotides. RefSeq names its product sodium-dependent neutral amino acid transporter B(0)AT3. The transcript is spliced from 10 exons. Gene Ontology annotation, biological process: sodium ion transmembrane transport. Lineage: Eukaryota; Metazoa; Arthropoda; Insecta; Diptera; Psychodidae. The record is from RefSeq and is a predicted model, not a curated record. Gene Ontology annotation, cellular component: membrane. Bases 1641 to 3743 code for a protein of 700 amino acids.